Symbiodinium pilosum is the source of this 552-nucleotide messenger RNA. The record is from the annotation of a GenBank genome assembly. Lineage: Eukaryota; Dinophyceae; Suessiales; Symbiodiniaceae.
AUGGCAGGCGCCACUGCCUGGAAGCAGCUGAAGCACCUGAGGCACCGAGAUCUUCUGCUGGGAACCCUGCUGCGUGCGUUUGAGCGAGACCAGAUGGAGUGCCGAGUGCUUCAGUCUGAAGCUUUCCGGCCUCAUCUGACACGUUGGGCCGAACUGUUGGUUGCUCGAGGCGCUUCUGGGGCGCAGGCCAAUCCACAAGAGGUCCCAGCAGAAAUCCUCGAAGGAGCUAAGCAGAGCUCCGCAGAAGUUCGCUGGCUGCUCCGUCGACUGAGUGGAGACAGACAUCACCGUGGCCUGCCGCACUUUCCAUCCACUCUCCUGCAGCGAGGGCCACAGUAUCCCUUUCAGCCAUUUGAGCUGACCUAUUUGCGCUCCGUGGUGGGUGGCAUCCGGGGCACUGAGCUCGUUCAGAAGCUGGAUCUGCCAGAGCCCACCGACGAAGCAAAGGCCAGGGCGGAAGAGGUCCAUCGCGGUGCUCCCGUUCGCGACCUUUGGGCUGAAGGCUGCCUGGAUGACGACGAUCACAGGGAUCCCUCCAAGCCCCCGAGAUGA